Molecule: messenger RNA, 1169 nt
Organism: Carassius auratus (goldfish)
Lineage: Eukaryota; Metazoa; Chordata; Actinopteri; Cypriniformes; Cyprinidae
Exons: 5
Coding region: 58-798 (246 amino acids)
Biological process (GO): regulation of T cell proliferation; T cell receptor signaling pathway
Cellular component (GO): external side of plasma membrane
Source: RefSeq, a predicted model, not a curated record
CAAACCGUAGAGCUUCGGCCAAGCAUCACACUCUCAAACUGACGAGGAUAUGUUAACAUGCCUGACAGGUUCACUCUGCUUACUUUCAGCUUUUGUUUCAUACUUCACAAUGUUUGUUGUUGGAACGUCAGUGAACCUCUCAACCACACAUUCAAUGACGACGACUCUGUCAGUGUCACAUGCAUGCUUAUUGGAGAGGAAAACUUUCAUAUGGAAGCUAAAUUGAAAAUGAAUGAUAAAUAUAUUUGUGAGAUUUACAACAAAAACGAAGAAUCGGCCAAGUAUAAAGACUGUACAUGGCAGUAUAAGGACAAGAAAUUCACCUUCACCUUAAUGAAUCCUAAGGACUUACACAAAAAUACAUUUUCCUGUGAGAUUUCCAAAGUAAAACCAAUUCCAAUAUUACGUGAAGAAGGACCCAAAAUUAAGCUUUUCCGAGGUUGUAAUAAGUAUUCGGCUCCACCGAUGAACAGCUGUCCAAUCGCUAAUCAAACAAAUGACCAGGAUCACAGACUUGUAGAAAGUCAGACACCGGAAGAAAUGUAUACCCUAUUAAUCUGUGGUCUGAUAAUAGUGGUGGUAAUGCUGUGUCUCUACAGCAUUAUUCUUACAGCAGUCUUCAUCAGAUUGAGGGCCACAAAGCCUGAGUCCUCUGACACACUGACCUACGUCCCAAUGCAGAGGAAGGUAAACCGGCGUGAUCUAGACAACACCGAAUAUGUGGACAUGCGUGAAGUGCAGAAACGGGGAGGAUCCCACAGAGAUAUGAACCACAACUCUCAUUUUGCUAAUGCCUGAGCUCAUUUCUAGUGGCAUAAGUGAUCACGGGAUAAAACUGUUAUCUCUCUACCAAAAAAACAGCCUUUCCUAAAUGCCUGAAUCUGCAUAUUGUGUCUGCACCUCAUGCAGUAUGCAGUCUUGAUGUUCUCUGUGUCAUAUGGCUUCAUCUGGUGGCUUGUAUAACCUAAUGCUUAGUUGUAGCUAUGCCAAGCUAAAUGUAUAUAAGGGUCUUGCUUGGGCAUUUUUUAAUUUUAAAUUAAUCAUUUUGUUCCCAUGGACCAGUAAUCAAUGAUAAUAUGAGUUUUGUUCAGUGCUGCCCUCCCCCCAAAUAUUAUUAAUAUUUUUUUUACAAUAAAUAGAUAAAACAGAGACUAUAUUGAAUGAUUAUU